UCGGGACAACCGAAGGGAAGUUUUGCACGUGGGUCGUGUUUCUGAUGGCUGAGAUGGAGACAGCCCCCAAGCCCGCUAAGAAUGCCCCACCCAAGAAGGGCAAACUGCAGACCAAGAGGAAGAGACCGCGGCGGUACUGGGAAGAGGAGACCACACCGAGCGCCACGGGGGCCUCUCCGGGACCUCCUCCUAGCAAGAAGCGGAAUCGGGACCCCCGUCCCCGGAAAACGAAAGACGCUCGCAUCCCCAAGAAGUCCCGGGUCUCCACAAAGAAAUCUCGGGGACUGAAGAAGCCGGAGCCCCAACGGAGCCUGUCCGGGGCCCAGGACCCAUUCCCAGGUCCCGCCCCGGUCCCUGUGGAGACGGCUCAGAAGUUCCGUCGCAUUGACAAAGCUAAACCGCUCCCGCGCCCCAAGUCCAAGACCCGAGGCCGACUUGAGGCUGCCGAGGCUGAGGAAGAGGAGACCAGUACCAAAGCUGCCCGCUCUGAGCUGCUGCUGGCGGAGGAACCGGGGUUUCUGGAAGGUGAAGAUGGGGAAGAUACAGCGAAGAUCCGCCAGGCGGACAUCGUGGAGGCUGUGGACAUUGCCAGUGCAGCCAAGCACUUUGACUUGAAUCUGCGGCAGUUUGGGCCCUACCGACUGAAUUACUCUCGCACAGGGAGACACCUGGCUUUAGGAGGGCGCCGGGGUCACGUGGCUGCCCUUGACUGGGUGACGAAGAAGCUCAUGUGUGAGAUCAAUGUCAUGGAGGCAGUACAGGACAUCCGGUUUCUGCAUUCUGAGGCUCUGCUUGCUGUCGCGCAGAACCGCUGGCUGCACAUCUAUGACAACCAAGGCAUCGAGCUCCACUGCGUCCGCCGCUGUGACCGUGUGACGCGGCUCGAGUUCCUGCCCUUCCAUUUCCUCCUGGCUACAGCUUCAGAGACAGGCUUCCUGACCUACCUGGACGUGUCGGUGGGGAAGAUCGUGGCUGCGUUGAACGCGCGGGCCGGGAGGCUCAGUGUCAUGACACAAAACCCUUACAACGCUGUCAUCCACCUUGGACAUAGCAAUGGGACCGUGUCAUUGUGGAGCCCCGCCGUAAAGGAGCCGCUGGUGAAGAUGCUCUGUCACCGUGGUAGUGUCCGGGCUGUGGCAGUAGAUGCUACAGGCACGUACAUGGCCACAUCCGGUCUCGACCACCAGCUGAAAAUCUUUGACCUACGAGGAACGUUCCAGCCUCUGAGUGCUCGAACCCUGCCCCAGGGGGCAGGACACCUGGCCUUCUCCCAGCGAGGCUUGCUGGCUGCAGGAAUGGGCGACGUCAUCAACAUCUGGUCAGGUCAGGGCAAGGCCAGCCUGCCCUCCCUGGAGCAGCCCUACCUCACCCACCGGCUCUCAGGCCAUGUCCACGGACUUCAGUUCUGCCCCUUUGAAGACGUGUUGGGCGUGGGGCACAGUGGAGGCAUCACGAGCAUGCUGGUUCCUGGAGCUGCUGAGCCCAACUUUGAUGGUCUGGAGAGUAACCCGUACAGGAGCCGGAAGCAGCGCCAGGAAUGGGAGGUGAAGGCCCUGCUGGAGAAGGUACCUGCAGAGCUCAUCUGUCUGGACCCACGAGCUCUGGCAGAAGUUGACGUCAUCUCUUUGGAGCAGGAAAAGGAGGAGCGGAUAGAGAGACUGGGCUAUGACCCCGAGGCCAAGGCUCCCUUCCAGCCAAAGGCCAAGCAGAAAGGCCGCAGCUCUACAGCCAGCUUGGUGAAGAGGAAGAAGAAGGUCAUGGACCAGGAGCACAGGGACAAGGUCCGGCAGAGCCUCGAGCAGCAGCAGAAGCAGCGGAAGCAAGAGAAGACCAAAUCUCCAGGGGCCCAUCCAUCCGCCCUGGACAGAUUUGCACGCUGAGCCAGGCUCCAGUGUGGCUGACUACAUGUGGAAAUGACCAUUUGCUGGAGUACAGAGAGGACAGCUGGCUCCAGGGGUGGGUUGCUAUUAAAGAAGAGAGUGAUUUUUUU
Messenger RNA from Ochotona curzoniae (black-lipped pika), 1990 nucleotides. It is a transcript of the gene WDR46, whose product is annotated as WD repeat domain 46. The record is from RefSeq and is a predicted model, not a curated record. Gene Ontology annotation, biological process: maturation of SSU-rRNA from tricistronic rRNA transcript (SSU-rRNA, 5.8S rRNA, LSU-rRNA). NCBI's taxonomy places the organism in Eukaryota, Metazoa, Chordata, Mammalia, Lagomorpha, Ochotonidae. Gene Ontology annotation, molecular function: protein binding. The coding region runs from base 45 to 1880 and encodes 611 amino acids. The transcript is spliced from 15 exons. Gene Ontology annotation, cellular component: 90S preribosome; nucleolus; small-subunit processome.